Messenger RNA from Paramecium tetraurelia, 474 nucleotides. RefSeq lists its product as uncharacterized. The transcript has a single exon. Lineage: Eukaryota; Ciliophora; Oligohymenophorea; Peniculida; Parameciidae. The record is from RefSeq and is a predicted model, not a curated record.
AUGUUGUAAACUCUAUUUAUUUUCAUUUUGCUCUUUCUGCUUCUAACUUUUAUAGGAUUAUAUUUGAGAAAAUAUUUUAGAAACAAACCGCUAACUGUUUAAAAUUAAGGUUCAGGAUAGAUAUUUUCUGAAUAGCGAGUAACUUUCUGUGAAUAAGUAGUUAAACAGAAUUCUCAAGAAAUAUCUAAUCAGAAGCAAAACAUUAAAAUUAAAACUUCUAAGACAACAGCUACAGUCACCAAAAAUACAAAAUGUAAACCUAGCAAAAUAAAAUAAUAAGAUUUAGAGGCAGCAUUCUAAUUUGAUGGAGAUAGUGAAAAUGAAAAAGAAAAUGAUAGUAUGAAGAAUUCAACUCUUACUGAAAAAUAAUAAUAAUCAAAUUCAAAGGAUUAAGAAGGGUUCAAUUUUUAAUAAACAUCCCAUAAUCUCUAAGAAUUAGUAACUCCAACUUAAGGAAUGUGUUAGGAAGUUUGA